Ceratotherium simum simum (southern white rhinoceros) is the source of this 1439-nucleotide messenger RNA. Lineage: Eukaryota; Metazoa; Chordata; Mammalia; Perissodactyla; Rhinocerotidae. The record is from RefSeq and is a predicted model, not a curated record.
CCAGCCAUUCAUAUUUCUUUGCCUUAUUUCUAAAACACUUCAGGCCUGAGGACUUGCGCCGUGAGUUUGGUCGAUAUGGCCCUAUAGUAGACGUUUACAUUCCACUUGACUUCUACACCCGCCGCCCAAGAGGAUUUGCUUAUGUUCAAUUUGAAGAUGUUCGUGAUGCUGAAGAUGCUCUUUAUAACCUCAAUAGAAAGUGGGUAUGUGGCCGUCAGAUUGAAAUACAGUUUGCACAAGGUGAUCGCAAAACACCAGGCCAAAUGAAAUCAAAAGAACGUCACCCUUGUUCUCCAAGUGAUCAUAGAAGAUCAAGAAGCCCCAGCCAAAGGAGAACUCGAAGUAGAAGUUCUUCAUGGGGAAGAAAUAGGAGACGGUCUGAUAGCCUUAAAGAGUCUCGACACAGGCGAUUUUCUUACAGCCAGUCUAAAUCUCGCUCCAAAUCACUACCAAGGCGUUCUACCUCAGCAAGGCAAUCAAGAACUCCAAGAAGGAAUUCUGGUUCUAGAGGACGGUCAAGGUCCAAGUCCUUACAAAAAAGGUCCAAGUCAAUAGGAAAAUCACAAUCAAGUUCACCUCAAAAGCAGACUAGCUCAGGAGCAAAAUCAAGAUCACAUGGAAGACAUUCUGACUCCAUAGCAAGAUCCCCAUGUAAAUCUCCCAAAGGGUAUACCAAUUCUGAAACUAAAGCACAAACAGCAAAACACUCUCAUUUUCGAUCACAUUCCAGGUCUCGGAGUUAUCGUCAUAAAAACAGUUGGUGAACGGCAACAGAAGAGCGCUACAUAGUCUCUAAUAUAAGUUAUUAAACCUCUCAUUAUGUUAAAUAAAAAUUCUUCAAGGCUUACAGAAAACAUGAGUUCAUAUUAGUUACUUUGGGCAUGUGCAAGAAAUAAAAUCUCUCUAGCUUUGGAUUAAUAAAGAUUUGAUCUCAAUUUAAGGGCCCCACACCACAAAUUAUGAUGUGUCUAAUAUCACCAUUUUAUGGACCAUUUUUUGUUUACAUUGUUGCAGAAGGGUACUUUUCAAAGGAAAUGGGUAAAAUGGAACUAAUUUAGAAAAUUCUACUUGGAUAUUAAGUAUUAGGAAUAUUAAUAAUACCUUUUACAAAAAUGUAUUUUACUUUAAAGCACUUUACUUUCAUGUAAAAAGUAAUUAUGACUGUAUAAUUGCAUAGGGCAGACUCAAACUAUUUGACACCUUAUGUCUCUUUUUUGUCUUCUGUUUAAACUUGGACCAGUUCCCGAUAUUAGUUCAUAUUACAAAAUUCUGACAUUCCUAAAAGUAGAGAGAUCAAGCAUUCAAAAGAUACAUUCUGUCCUGAGCUCAAAAAAGGUUUUAUUUUUAUUGGGUGGAACAGUAUGGAUAAGUUGACAUUAAAUUGCGUCCUGUACCAUGUUCAUUCACUUCAGAGUAUCAAAACGUUUUAAAAAUAUUGA